This is a messenger RNA of Seminavis robusta, 681 nucleotides long. The record is from the annotation of a GenBank genome assembly. Lineage: Eukaryota; Bacillariophyta; Bacillariophyceae; Naviculales; Naviculaceae.
AUGGCGAAAAAGAAGCAACAAGGAAAAGCAGUCGAGACUGUAGCCGCGGAGCCAGUGCCAGACGAGGAAGAAGAGGAUGAGGAAGAGGAGGAAGAAGAGCUGGAGCUGUUGCAAGUUGACUUGGGGGAUAUGGUGAAAUUGAAGCAAGUUCUGGAUGAGGCGGUAGCAAGCGUCCUGUUGGAAAAGUUAGACGAAGACUAUCGGUGGGACAAUUUCAAGUUGUCCAUCAUGGCCCUGGCAUGUAUCUUUGCCAUGGUGGCACAAUUCGCUCCCAUUCCAUUUCCCGAGUCGCGGCCUUUGUUGGGAGUCUGCGGCUGUGCCUACUUUUUGCUCAGUGGCGUUCUGCAAUUCAUUGCUACCUUCAUUGAUAAAGAUUCCAUACUGCUGACCAAGCCAUUGAGCCCGGACACGGAAGCCGGCAAGAAAACAUCAACAAAGAACGAAUUGCUCAAGAAACAUGGAGUCCGAGUGAGGUCCAACUUGCCACGAUUUUCGGAAUGGUACUCGGUGAUCCUAGAGCACAGAAUGGACGAAAAAGAGGCGAAAUCCCCCUUUACGGAACAAAAAUGGAGUGUCGGCAAAUUCUUUGACAAGGAGGGAUUCUUUGAUGAGUUUGGUUUGAUGAAAGAAGUAGAGGGCCUUUAUGAGAGGUUCGAGAAGGACAAAGGGCACUUCGAUUAG